This is a messenger RNA of Stomoxys calcitrans (stable fly), 852 nucleotides long. RefSeq lists its product as uncharacterized. The record is from RefSeq and is a predicted model, not a curated record. NCBI's taxonomy places the organism in Eukaryota, Metazoa, Arthropoda, Insecta, Diptera, Muscidae. The transcript has a single exon. Bases 1 to 852 code for a protein of 283 amino acids.
AUGAAGCAUCACCUGAAAAGAAUUAUUGGAGACACGAAGUUAACAUAUGAAGAAGUGAGCACAGUGCUGUCUCAGAUUGAAGCGGUUCUAAAUUCAAGGCCUUUACACGAACUCAGUAGCAGCACGGAAGAUGUCGACACAAUAACACCAGGCCACUUCUUAAUUGGGCGACCAUUGUUAGAAGCUCCGGCGAAAAGCGAUGAAGGAGACUUGGGAUGCGUUAACCGGUGGAAAUUAAUACAACGAAUAAAAAAUCAUUUUUGGAGAAAGUGGAAGGAAGAAUAUUUAACAUCCUUGCAAAAUCGAACAAAAUGGAGAAAGAAAGAGCGGAAUUUAGAGGUUGGACAAAUGGUGAUACUACGAAAUGAGGAUACUCACCCAGCUCGGUGGCCACUAGCAAAAGUCACAGAAGUACAUACGGGCAAAGAUGGAGUGGUAAGAGUGGUGACGGUUAAGACACAAAGUGGGGAAUUGAAGAGACCGGUCCAUAAGUUAUGCCCGCUAGAGCACGAAGAUGAAAGAUUGGAGGAGAAGAAUAUGGAAAACUUGCAGCGGAAAAAUGCGCAGUUAAGCACGACUAGGCGAUUACCAAGUAUACUGGGAAAUCCCACAAUGAUGAUGAUUAUGUUGGUAAACAUUUGUAUGUUGAUGCCGACUAAAGCUACGUUUGUGCACGAGCUGAACAGUUCCACGGCAAUGUACUUGGAUCCGAUAUCACAGACCCAUAUGUCAUCAUCUUCAUGGAAUAUGGUCAUAUAUUUCGAAAUGCGAAGUUAUUUGGAUGCUUUGGAGCUUGCAGCAAGAUUACUGGACAAAUCAAAAGAAAUAUGUCCGAGACUCCAAACAUUUUAA